Carlito syrichta (Philippine tarsier) is the source of this 782-nucleotide messenger RNA. It is a transcript of the gene RBP1, whose product is annotated as retinol binding protein 1. The record is from RefSeq and is a predicted model, not a curated record. NCBI's taxonomy places the organism in Eukaryota, Metazoa, Chordata, Mammalia, Primates, Tarsiidae. Gene Ontology annotation, cellular component: nucleus; cytosol. Gene Ontology annotation, biological process: vitamin A metabolic process; fatty acid transport; retinoic acid biosynthetic process. Gene Ontology annotation, molecular function: fatty acid binding.
AUGGAUCCUCCCGCGGGCUUGGUACGCGCUUGGAAUCCAGCUGUCGCCGCCCCUCCGAGACCCGGCCCCGAGGGCGCGCAGUCCCGGGCCGCCCACCACCCGGACAGCAUCGGCAGCCGCCGCCCCGGCAGAGCCCAGAGCCGCUCCCGCCCGCUCCGUACCCGGGCACCCCCCGAGAUGCCAGUCGACUUCACCGGGUACUGGAAGAUGCUGGCCAACGAGAAUUUCGAGGAGUACCUGCGCGCGCUGGAUGUGAAUGUGGCCCUGCGCAAAGUCGCCAACUUGCUGAAGCCAGACAAAGAGAUCGUGCAGGACGGCGACCAUAUGAUCAUUCGCACGCUGAGCACUUUUAGGAACUACAUCAUGGACUUCCAGGUUGGGAAGGAGUUUGAGGAGGAUCUGACGGGCAUAGAUGACCGCAAGUGCAUGACCACGGUGAGCUGGGACGGGGACAAGCUCCAGUGUGUGCAGAAGGGCGAGAAGGAGGGGCGUGGCUGGACCCAGUGGAUCGAGGGUGAUGAGUUGCACCUGGAAAUGAGAGUGCAGGGUGUGGUCUGCAAGCAAGUAUUUAAGAAGGUGCAGUGAGGCCCAGGCAGACGACCUUGUCUCAAGGAAUGAGUGGUGUGGACGUGCGAGCCAGGAUCCCCCUCCUUACAGAGUGUGGAGCAGAAAUGUCCAGCCGCCCCCAGGCAUCUGUUAGCAGAGCCUGUCUCUUGGCUUUGUCUCUUUUCUUUUUCUUAAAAUGGAGCCAUACCAAUAAAGUAAUCUCGGUUCAAAGCAUC